Gasterosteus aculeatus aculeatus (three-spined stickleback) is the source of this 3444-nucleotide messenger RNA. Lineage: Eukaryota; Metazoa; Chordata; Actinopteri; Perciformes; Gasterosteidae. The record is from RefSeq and is a predicted model, not a curated record.
GCGAGGGGUGGGGGCGAAACCAAAUCACGAGGCGAGGCAAAUGUAUUUUUUAUUGCUCAUUUCAACAACAACGCUCUAUUGGCCAUGUAAGUCGUGUUCUUCUAUAUGUAUUUUUUUUUUAUAAAUACACAAGAACAUUACUUAAACAUAUAAAAAAACAGUGAAAUUGGGGUAAAGUGCAAAUGGAGGUGCAGUGUAACGUGUUAAUUGUUCAUUAGGGAGAGAUAUUCAUAGAGUCCAUUAAUUAACUAUUUUAGUUCUUGAUUUUUUCACGUUUUAUUUUUUUUUGCUUUAUGUUUUGACGCAUUUAAUGGUUUUAUCUGAAGCACUUUUAAUAUCCUCGUUGUUGAAAUGUGUCAAACAACUAACUAACUAAAUGAUUUGUAAUUAAGUAUGUUUUCUGCUGCUGGGGUGAAACCAAUAGCAACUGCAUCAACACAAUUUCCCUGUCUCACUCGUAAUACACCAUGUGUGUAUAGUAGUCUAUAUGAUAUAAAGUCACCUAAUAUUUGCUCUUCACUUUUGGUUAUGUAGAGACGAACGUACAAGAGGAGAGUCAUUCUGUUGCGCCGUUUUGUGCCGCCAUCUCUUGGUUAGAGUAAGAAGUGUCUAUGAUAAUCUCGUGUAACGACGGAAGAUCGAUUAGUUGUUUCUUUAGCAUUACUAAAAUAUUAUUUUUUAAUUUUAAUCUAAGUUAGUGUUGUAUCUGUAUUUACAUAUGUAUUUAUAUGCAUUUUAUUGUAAAGGCGGUAGAGUUGGUUAUUAAUGGGGAACCAAUUAUAUUUGCGUCCCAUUUCCUUCAGGGCACGUUCGAUAGCUGGACAAAAAAGUAGAGUAUACCAUAGCUACGACACUGUAAAUGCUUAAAAUAAAGCCGAAAUUAUCCUGUAUAUUUAGUAAGUAGCUAUGCAGGAAUUGUAUAAUAAUUUAUAACCAUUAAGCAAAGACACCUCAAUCAAAAUCUCCAAAAACGUUGUCCGGAUGUGAGGUUCAUUGGUUUUCCGCCACUUCCGGUUCCUUCGACAACACGGUAGUGCACAUGGGGCAAAGUAGCUAGUCACAUAUAGCACCCCUUAGAUACACUAUAUACAAGUUUUGUUUCGUCUGUAGUAUACUAUAUAUACAUAUAAAUAUAUUAGAACACAAAAAGUAGGUAUGGGUAAGAAGAAAGACGGCGGAGGAGGCGGACUGGGUCGAUCUUUGAUCAAGGAGAGACUCCAGGCAGGCCGAGGAAACAAGCGGGGCGACACCUGGCGCCACACAUGUGAGCUCAAUGAUGGCUAUGACUGGGGACGACUCAACCUGCAGUCAGUGACAGAGCAGAGUUCCAUGGAUGACUUUUUGGCCACUGCCGAAUUGGCUGGAACAGAGUUUGUUGCAGAGAAGCUCAACAUCAAAUUUGUCCCACCUGAGGCCAGAGCAGGCUUAUUGACAGCUGAAGAGCAAACAAGGCUGAAAAAGCUGCAUGAAGACAACAAGCAUUUCCUCAGAAUUCCUAGACGCCCCCACUGGGACGAAGGCACAAGUGCAGAUGCACUUCAGCAAACAGAGAAGGACAGCUUCUUGGAGUGGAGACGAGUGCUUGCACAACUAGAAGAGGAACAGAAGUUAAUUCUCACCCCAUUUGAGAGAAACCUGGAGUUCUGGAGACAACUCUGGAGAGUGAUUGAGAGGAGUGAUGUCGUCGUUCAAAUUGUUGAUGCCAGAAACCCUUUGCUGUUCAGAUGUGUCGACCUGGAGGCGUACGUAAAGGAGGUGUCGGAGCACAAGGUCAACAUGCUGUUGGUGAAUAAGGCCGACCUGCUGACCAGGGAACAGAGGCGAGUGUGGGCCAGACACUUCCAGAAAGAGGGGCUGAGGGCAGUUUUCUGGUCUGCGCUGGCAGAGAGCGACCGACUGGAUGCUGAGGAAAAGGGCAUGGAAGUGGAGGAACAAGACUGUGCAGAGAGUGACCCUGAAGACGAAGAACAGCCAGACAACGAAGUCCAAAUAAGGCCAGCUGGAGAAGAGGAGGAGGAGGAGGAGGAGAUGGAAGGUGAUGAAGAGGGGCACCAGAGUGGUGCAGAUGAAGAGCAGCAGGACAAGGUAACUGUUGCUGAGGAGGACUGGUUCACCUGCUCAGAAGAUGACGAACAUGAAGAAGACGGCGGAGCUGGUUCAUCCAAUAAAUCCCCAUUCCACAACUCAAGCAGGCUACUCCAUAAGGAUGAGCUGCUUGAAAUGUUUAAGGCGGUUCACAGCGGGCCCAGGUGUAAAGAAGGACAGCUAACAGUGGGACUGGUUGGCUAUCCUAAUGUGGGGAAGAGUUCCACCAUCAACACUAUUCUAAGGAACAAGAAGGUGUCUGUCUCAGCCACUCCUGGACACACUAAGCACUUUCAGACUCUGUAUGUGGAGCCGACCCUGUGCCUCUGUGACUGCCCGGGUCUGGUCAUGCCCUCCUUUGUUUCUACCAAAGCUGAGAUGAUCUGCUCUGGGAUCCUUUCCAUUGACCAGAUGAGAGAUCACGUACCUGCAAUCUCCCACAUAUGUCAGGUGAUCCCUCGACAUGUCUUUGAAGGCACCUAUGGCGUCAACAUCAUCAGACCACGAGAAGACGAAGACCCCGACAGGCUUCCCACCUCUGAGGAGCUGCUGAUGGCUUAUGGAUACAUGAGAGGCUUUAUGACAUCACACGGACAGCCUGAUCAAUCCAGAUCCUCCCGGUACAUCCUGAAGGACUUUGUCUGUGGAAAGCUUUUGUACUGCCAUCCUCCUCCACAUAUCAACGCUCAGGACUUCCAGCCGCAGCACAAAAACUUCCUGAAAAUGGACUCCGACUGCUGUGGCCUCUCAUCCACAUCGACAAACAAACCGCAUAGAGUCAGGAGAAUUGAAAAUGUGGUCGACAAGAACUUCUUCCAUCAGGAGAACGUGCGGGCGCUCUCCAAGGGGGUUCAGUCCGUAAUGGGCUACAAGCCAGGCAGCGGACCUGUCGGCCCGGGACAACGUGGUUCAGAGGCGGUGGUGGGAAAACCUUGGAAAAAACACGGCAACAGCAACAAGAAGGAGAAAGUACGACGUCUUACCAGGCACCUGGAAGCCUGACGCAGAUUUGAAGUCAAAGCAAAAAGAAGGUUUUUUUCCCAGAGAAGUUAAUCCUGAGUCCUGAGGUUAUCUCCUGAUGAGGUGCAUAAUCUUUGAUAAAGUGCUCUGGUUAGAAGAUCAUAUUGGUUUAAUGCAUUCUGUCAACUGGAUCACCAGUUCAACACUAGAUCUCACCAAAGUGUUGGUACAUGGAGUCAACAUUCAGAGAGUGAAUUUGAACGGCACUUUUUUAAAGUCAUUUCAGACACUGCAUCACAAAGGUCAAGUCAUCCGGGAAAACCACCGCUUGAAUCUGCUUUUAUUCAUAAAACAUGUGGUUAUGUAACAAAGCUGAAAAUAAAUUGUCAUGUUGCUGCA